This is a messenger RNA of Gorilla gorilla gorilla (western lowland gorilla), 3609 nucleotides long. RefSeq names its product elongation factor for RNA polymerase II 2 (gene ELL2). Bases 200 to 2122 code for a protein of 640 amino acids. NCBI's taxonomy places the organism in Eukaryota, Metazoa, Chordata, Mammalia, Primates, Hominidae. The transcript is spliced from 12 exons. Gene Ontology annotation, biological process: snRNA transcription by RNA polymerase II; positive regulation of transcription elongation by RNA polymerase II; transcription elongation by RNA polymerase II. The record is from RefSeq and is a predicted model, not a curated record. Gene Ontology annotation, cellular component: transcription elongation factor complex. Gene Ontology annotation, molecular function: cis-regulatory region sequence-specific DNA binding.
CGGGGCGGGGCGCGGGGCCGGAGGGUGGGGCGCGUGGCGGCGGUGGCAGUCCUAGGUCUGGCUCCGCGCAGUAUAUGACAGUACGUCAGCAGCGGGAUGGCCCUAGCAGUGGCGGCGGCUGCAGAAGCCCAAGCAGCCGCGGCCGCAGUGGAGGCUAGAGCCGGAGCGGCGGCGGCGGCGGCACCCCGGGGAGUUUAAGAUGGCGGCGGGGGGGACAGGGGUCCUGCGGGAGGAGCAGCGCUAUGGGCUGUCGUGCGGACGGCUGGGGCAGGACAACAUCACCGUACUGCAUGUGAAGCUCACCGAGACGGCGAUCCGGGCGCUCGAGACUUACCAGAGCCACAAGAAUUUAAUUCCUUUUCGACCUUCAAUUCAGUUCCAAGGACUCCACGGGCUUGUCAAAAUUCCCAAAAAUGAUCCCAUCAAUGAAGUUCAUAACUUUAACUUUUAUUUGUCAAAUGUGGGCAAAGACAACCCUCAGGGCAGCUUUGACUGCAUCCAGCAAACAUUCUCCAGCUCUGGAGCCUCCCAGCUCAAUUGCCUGGGAUUUAUACAAGAUAAAAUUACAGUGUGUGCAACAAACGACUCGUAUCAGAUGACCCGAGAAAGAAUGACCCAGGCAGAGGAGGAAUCCCGCAACCGAAGCACAAAAGUUAUCAAACCCGGUGGACCAUAUGUAGGGAAAAGAGUGCAAAUUCGGAAAGCACCUCAAGCUGUUUCAGAUACAGUUCCUGAGAGGAAAAGGUCAACCCCCAUGAACCCUGCAAAUACAAUUCGAAAGACACAUAGCAGCAGCACCGUCUCUCAGAGGCCAUACAGGGACAGGGUGAUUCACUUACUGGCCCUGAAGGCCUACAAGAAACCGGAGCUACUUGCUAGACUCCAGAAAGAUGGUGUCAAUCAAAAAGACAAGAACUCCCUGGGAGCAAUUCUGCAACAGGUAGCCAAUCUGAAUUCUAAGGACCUCUCAUAUACCUUAAAGGAUUAUGUUUUUAAAGAGCUUCAAAGAGACUGGCCUGGAUACAGUGAAAUAGACAGACGGUCAUUGGAGUCAGUGCUCUCUAGAAAACUAAAUCCAUCUCAGAAUGCUGCAGGCACCAGCCAUUCAGAAUCUCCUGUAUGUUCUAGUAGAGACGCUGUAUCUUCUCCUCAGAAACGGCUUUUGGAUUCAGAGUUUAUUGAUCCUUUAAUGAAUAAAAAAGCCCGAAUAUCUCACCUGACGAACAGAGUACCACCAACACUAAAUGGUCAUUUGAAUCCCACCAGUGAAAAAUCUGCUGCGGGCCUCCCGCUGCCCCCUGCGGCUGCUGCCAUCCCCACCCCUCCACCGCUGCCUUCAACCUAUCUGCCCAUCUCACAUCCUCCUCAGAUUGUAAAUUCUAACUCCAACUCCCCUAGCACUCCAGAAGGCCGGGGGACUCAAGACCUACCUGUUGACAGUUUUAGUCAAAACGAUAGUAUCUAUGAGGACCAGCAAGACAAAUAUACCUCUAGGACUUCUCUGGAAACCUUACCCCCUGGUUCCAUUCUACUAAAGUGUCCAAAGCCUAUGGAAGAAAACCAUUCAAUGUCUCACAAAAAGUCCAAAAAGAAGUCUAAAAAACAUAAGGAAAAGGACCAAAUAAAAAAGCACGACAUUGAGACUAUUGAGGAAAAGGAGGAAGAUCUUAAGAGAGAAGAGGAAAUUGCCAAGCUAAAUAACUCCAGUCCAAAUUCCAGUGGAGGAGUUAAAGAGGAUUGCACUGCCUCCAUGGAACCUUCAGCAAUUGAACUCCCAGAUUAUUUGAUAAAAUAUAUCGCUAUUGUCUCCUAUGAGCAACGCCAGAAUUAUAAGGAUGACUUCAAUGCAGAGUAUGAUGAGUACAGAGCUUUGCAUGCCAGGAUGGAGACUGUAGCUAGAAGAUUUAUCAAACUAGAUGCACAAAGAAAGCGCCUUUCUCCAGGCUCAAAAGAGUAUCAGAAUGUUCAUGAAGAAGUCUUACAAGAAUAUCAGAAGAUAAAACAGUCUAGUCCCAAUUACCAUGAAGAAAAAUACAGAUGUGAAUAUCUUCAUAACAAGCUGGCUCACAUCAAAAGGCUAAUAGGUGAAUUUGACCAACAGCAAGCAGAGUCAUGGUCCUAGAACUCUGCUUGGACCAGAAGAUGUGAAUAAACUUAAGCUUAUUUAUUUAAAAUUCCAAAUGAGUUGCUCUAGAUUCUAAAAAGGUGAAACUUUGGCUGUUGAAAGUUUCAGUAUUAGUAAACUUGAGUUACUUUUUCUUUUCCAUUUUACUUUGCUUCCCUGCAUUUCGAAGCUGCUCUUUCUGGUCCUCCCCACCACCCCACCCCCAAGACUUGUGUUUGUUAAUAGAAAUAAUUUUUUUAGGUAUUGGGGAUCCAUUGUCUAUAUUUCAAAUCAGUUUUUUUUCCUCAAAAACUUGUGUUUGUUAUUAGAAAUCAUUUUUUAGAUAUUGGGGAUCCAGUGUCCACACUUAAAAGUUGUAUGUGUUUAAAAAACAACAACAACAGUAAUGUGCAAGGUGAAAUGCUUUUGGAUAAACGUAAGCCUAUUUUCUGACCUUUCUUAAUGCAAACUCUUUGCCUUAAAUGGUAGAAUAUUUAGAAAUUUGCACAAAAUUAAAAAAAAAAACAUUGUCUUGGAGGGUUAAAAAAUAGAAAGGUGUAUGUGUAUAGAUUCACAUACACAUAUGUAUAUACAGGCUGACUUGAUCUAGAACAUUAAAUCCGCCCUGCAAGUUAACCCCCCAUUGCAAUGGUUGCCUUAAGGUGUUUGCUAGUUGUGUACAUAGUGUGGUUAAUCAUUAGCUACACUGCUUCCCACUUGAUUAGAGCAAUGGGAAGCAUACUGUGGCCUACCAGCAUCUGGAAGUGUGUGCUCGAUCUGUAUGUGUGCAGAGGUGGUGUGGAUGUGAGCGUGCAUGAAGGAAAAAAAGCUGCUACUCCUAGUAGGCCAAACGCUCAGGUUAAACAACUGACGAGUGUUACUGUAGGGUGUUUUUUUGUUUUUUUGUUGUUUUUUUUUCUAUCAAAUUGCUACUUUUGUUGUGGAAGACAAAAGCAUUUCCAUUUCAACAAGUUUGUCAGCUUUAUUAAUGUUGGGCAAAAAUUGAUAUGUCAUGAAAAUGAAACAGAUCUAUAGUUUUGGGACAAAAUUAUAAAAUUAAAUGUGUAGGUAACCUAUUUAUAUACUGCUAUAAAGUAUUUUUUGAAGAGAGAUAUGCAAAGAAGCUAUUACCUACAUAAGAUGUAUAUUUAAAGAUUUUUUUUUUCAUCCUGGUGCCAGGAAUAUAAAAAAGAGUGGAUAUAUUUAACCAUAACAUACUGUGAUUCAUCAAACAGCACAAACUUUCAUUUCAUGGAGUUUAUCUGUUGACAUUGAUUUAAACUGUCACUUGUUUUAUCAUGUGGGAACAUAAGUUAUGUGGUCAAAAAUAUAAGGAUUUUGAACUAAUGUUGAUUCAAGUUGUAUUGUCUUAUUGUAUUGUCUUUUCAAAGUGCUGCCAGUUGAAAAGGGAAGCAUUAUGUUUACAAAUCUGUUUUGAAAUGUUUGCCAAAAUUUUGGUAGUGUCUUUAAUAAAGAUGUUUGUCUCCAGCAUCCAGAAAAAUAAA